Tarenaya hassleriana is the source of this 2441-nucleotide messenger RNA. Its product is annotated as kinase D-interacting substrate of 220 kDa-like. Gene Ontology annotation, cellular component: chloroplast outer membrane. Gene Ontology annotation, molecular function: chloroplast targeting sequence receptor activity; protein binding. Gene Ontology annotation, biological process: protein targeting to chloroplast. Lineage: Eukaryota; Viridiplantae; Streptophyta; Magnoliopsida; Brassicales; Cleomaceae. The coding region runs from base 397 to 2316 and encodes 639 amino acids. The transcript has 2 exons. The record is from RefSeq and is a predicted model, not a curated record.
AAAAAAAAAAAAAAAACUUUUCUCCUCUUGUUUUUUUUUUCUUUUGGUGAAAAAAAAGUUUUUUUUCGCUACAACACAAUCCUCUGGGUAUUUUCCUUUUUGUUGCCUUGUGCUGCGUCACUUUCUGUUCGUUCUCUCCUCUCGUUUCCUUCUAAUCCUUCUCUCUCUCUCUCUCUUAUCAAUCUCUGAACAUUCAAUCUUGAAAUUAGAGUUCUUGAUUUCACCCUUCUUUUCUCCAAUACCCAUUUUAUCGAAUUUCUACCUGAUUCUUGGGAAUUUCCCUCUGUAUCCAUCCCCUGUAAAUUCUGGAUUCUGGGUCUUCCUCAAAACAGUCUUUAUUUCACCAAAACCAGAAAAAAUCCCGAUUACCGCCUAAACCGAACCGGUUAUACCCCAAUGGCCCCGCCGUUAUUUCCACUCCGGUGGGAGAGCACCGGAGACCAGUGGUGGGACGCGGCGCCGAUCGACAUCGCCGCCGCGAACGGCUUAUUCGACGUCGUUUUGGAGCUCCUCCACCAAGACGCCAACCUCCUCAUCAAGCUCACCUCCCUCCGCCGCAUCCGCCGCCUCGAAUCCGUGUGGGACGACGGCGACGGCGAUGACGUGGCGCAAAACAGAUGCCACGUGGCACGGAAGCUUCUAGAAGAGUGCGAAUCAUCCGGCGAUGGCGGAGGCAACUCCCUCGUCAGAGCUGGUUACGGCGGGCGGCUCCUGUACACGGCGGCUUCCGCCGGAGAUUUGGGGUUCGUGAAGAAGCUUGUGGGGAGAGACCCACUACUCGUAUUCGGAGAAGGAGAGUAUGGCGUCACCGAUAUCCUCUAUGCGGCGGCGCGUGGGAGAAACCGUGACGUUUUCCAGCUGAUUAUGGACUUCGCUUUGUUGCCAGCGGGAAUCUCCUGCGAAGGUGAAAAGGAAGAAGAAGAGAAGCUGACGGAGAAACAGUUGGCUGUGAAAGAGGAGAUGGCGAAGAGGGGCAUUCAUGGAGCUGCGAGAGGAGGACACGUGGCGUUGAUGGAGGAGCUAUUGCAUUCGUGGAGAUACGACAUCGUUUUGGGCCUCAGAGACGCCCAAGGCGCCUCCCUCUUGCACUCUGCCUCGAGCAGCGGCCAAGUUGAAGUUGUGGAGUAUCUAAUAUCAAAGUAUGAGAAAAUCACAAAUGCAAAAGACAGAAACGGGAACACGGCUUUACAUGUAGCGGCUUACAAGGGCCAUUUACCUGUCGUGAAAGCGCUGUUGCGGGCAUCUCCUUCGUUGAUGUCCGUUUCCAACAGCAAUGGCUACACCUUCCUCCACUCGGCCGUGUCCGGUUUCGCCGUUUCUGGAUUCAAGAGACUCGACCGUCAGAUGGAGCUCUUGACCCAUCUUGCUUCCGGAAUCUUCACGAACGUCCGACAGAUCGUCAACUUCAGGAACAAUAACGGAAAAACAGCUCUUCAUUUGGCCGUGAUGGAGGGUAUUAACGCCGUUAGAGUGGAAAUCGUCGAGCUUUUGAUGAAAAUUCCCGGCAUUGAUCUGAAUGUUAUUGAUUCGGAUGGUAUGACGCCGGUUGAUCUGCUUCAGAAGCAACGGCCUAAGUCUCCGUCUACCGAGAUCUUGAUCAAACGGCUCGUUUCAGCCGGCGGCCGAUCCAACGGACCGGAAAGGGGUUACAUGCCCAGAGAAGAGUAUGGAUUCUGCGGAAGUCCGGGAACUUUGUUCAAGAUUUCCGAUUCCGAAAUCUUUCUAUUCGCCAGCCCCGACGAAAGAGAUAGUUACGAUACCACCAAUGCGAAUUCAGUGCCCACGAAACAGAAAUGGGCAGGGUCUCGCCUGAAGCUUCUGUUACGUCCGGCCGCGAAAAGAGAAGAAACCGGUAAAGAUUGCGACUUUUCCGGCGAAAAUGACUGGAGAGAUGGGCGCGUGACUCUAAGAGAGAUGUAUUCAAGAUCGCCAUCCUAUAAAGGAAGCGAAGGAAGAACGAUUUCGAUGAGAAGCAACAAUGGCGAUCUCCCGAGUUUAUCGGUAAGGAUGAAAUUCACAGAAGGGUUGAUGAAAGGCGUCGUGGUUCAUAAGACGCCUCGAUUCAUAUUCUCGCCUCCGAUCGCCGAUUUCUCGGGAGUAUCGUCAGGUUAUACGACGCCGGAGAUGUCAGAAAGAACCGACAAAACACCGGUUUCGAUGAAGAAACAAGGUGGUUCUUCUCCAAGAGACAAGAAGUUCGUGAACAGGUAUUUAUGCUUCGGAGCUCAAGGGUUAGCCAUGGAACAUUCUGAGAAGAGUGCUUCUCCUAGCUCUCGUCUUCGGAGUUUCAGGCGAGCGAUUUCUUUUGUUUCUUGAUUGAUCCAGUUUCUUGGAUCACAAGUAAGCUGCAUUUCCGGUGUUACGAUGUGGUCCGAACAAAAAAAAAACGCAGGGUUCAUUUGUUGGAGAAUCGAUAGGCAAAGAUCCCAAAUCUGGUUUAA